This is a messenger RNA of Tripterygium wilfordii, 1978 nucleotides long. Its product is annotated as chaperone protein DnaJ-like. The transcript is spliced from 11 exons. The coding region runs from base 189 to 1682 and encodes 497 amino acids. Gene Ontology annotation, biological process: response to heat; protein refolding. Gene Ontology annotation, molecular function: ATP binding; heat shock protein binding. The record is from RefSeq and is a predicted model, not a curated record. NCBI's taxonomy places the organism in Eukaryota, Viridiplantae, Streptophyta, Magnoliopsida, Celastrales, Celastraceae. Gene Ontology annotation, cellular component: cytoplasm.
CGUUUGUGCAACGAAAGCAACGCAGCGCCACACAUCUCACUCCUUCCGUUUUCCUUCAUCCACAAGUGCGUCGUUCAUUCGACCAUUUUCUUCUCGGUACGACGCUAAGCAACCAAUGAUUAAAACAUGACUGAAAUCAAUUCAAACUUCUCUUGAGCACUUCAUCAAACACUUUAUCUACAUCUCCAAUGGCGACCGCCGCCGCGGCCACCGCCACAUCUCUGUCCCUCCUCCCUUAUUCUAUUAGCUUCUGCGCUGAACGCCCAACCAGUUCCUCGUUUUCUUCCUCGUCUUCUUGUUUUUUUGGUAGUGGAUGCCACAAGGGUUUUGUUACUUUGACGGCGUCAUCAGCAUCUUCUUCUGCAUCAAAAUUUAGUACAAGAGUACCUGCCAAUCGUGUUGGCACUGUUAUUAGUGCUUCUGGUGAUUACUAUGCCACUCUUGGGGUGACUAAGUCAGCCAGCAGCAAAGAGAUAAAGGCCGCCUAUAGAAAAUUAGCUCGUCAGUACCAUCCUGAUGUCAACAAGGAGCCUGGAGCAACUGAAAAAUUUAAGGAGAUAAGUGCUGCAUAUGAGGUGCUAUCAGACGAUAAAAAGAGGGCUCUCUAUGAUCAAUAUGGCGAAGCUGGAGUUAAGAGUACUGUAGGAGGGGCAUCAGCUACUUAUACGACUAAUCCUUUUGAUCUAUUUGAGACAUUCUUUGGACCGAGUAUGGGUGGUUUUUCUGGUAUGGGCCAAACUGGAUUCAGGAAUGGUCGCCGUAAUACUGUUACCAAGGGCGAAGACCUACGUUAUGAUGUUACGCUAAAAUUUUCUGAGGCUAUAUUUGGAGCUGAAAAAGAAUUUGAGCUUUCCCAUUGGGAAACAUGUGAAGUUUGUGCUGGUACAGGAGCAAAGAUUGGAUCCAAGAUGAGGAUAUGCUCAACUUGUGGUGGACAGGGCCAAGUUAUGAGAACUGAGCAAACGCCUUUUGGCUUGUUUUCACAGGUUUCUGUAUGUCCUAAUUGUGGAGGUGUUGGUGAAGUUAUUUCUGAGUACUGUCGUAAAUGCUCUGGGGAAGGACGCAUACGUGUUAAGAAAACUAUCAAAGUUAAAGUUCCCCCUGGAGUGAGCACAGGCAGCAUUCUUAGAGUUGCCGGAGAGGGCGAUGCUGGACCUAGAGGGAGCCCUCCAGGAGAUCUUUAUGUAUAUCUUGAUGUGGAAGAGAUGACAGAAAUCCAGAGGGAUGGUACAAACCUUAUCUCCACAACAUCUAUCAGUUAUCUUGAUGCCAUAUUGGGAGCUGUUGUUACGGUGAAGACGGUAGAAGGUCUUACUGAAUUACAGAUUCCAGCAGGAACCCAGCCCGGAGAUGUGUUAGUCCUGGCAAAGAAAGGUGUUCCCAAACUGAACAAACCAUCGAUACGUGGCGACCACUUAUUUAAAAUUAAAGUUACCAUACCAAAACGUGUUAGUGCUAGAGAGCGUGAAUUACUGGAAGAACUUUCUCAUCUGAAUGACCCAACCGGUAGACCACGAACUCGUCCAAAAACUGAGCCUGCUACUGCAAAUAAAGAAAGUCAGGACGCUGUCACAACAAAAGCUGACGAAUUGGAAGAUCAGAACGAUAUAUGGCAAAAGUUAAAAGAUUUUGCUGGGUCUGUUGCAAAUGGUGCUCUAAAAUGGCUCAAAGACAACCUGUAGCUGGAUGUAGUUCUUAGGUGAAGUCCUCACUAUAAUCUUCUCUUCCGAAUCUGUUUCUCAAGAACCAUGAAGUCAUUCACUUAGAUUGGAUGUUGCCUUUGGUUAUCAGCAUUUUGCGUCGUAAUGAAAUGGACCAGUGCAUAUAUUCUUUCAUUGUUUUCGCCUUCUAUAAAUCUUUGUAGAUGAUGUAUGAAUAUAGAUUGACCUCUUUCAUUGAUGUGUACUCCUGAGAGUAGGAAAGGGCCAAUGGCAGCUGCAUGUGGUAUUGUAGUGAAUAAUAGAAGUACAAUUGAAUA